UGCGCCGGGCGCACACGGACACGGCUGCUCGCUUGUGUGCGUUAUCCCCUCUCCGACCACAUCGUGCUGCAAAAGAGUAGCGGAAUUUGCAUCACUGAGUGUGUGGUACAGCGUUCGCUAACAAAUAUUUUGUACCGUCAUGUGUUCGGUCAAAUUUCAUAAUUUAGUUUACACGGUAUAUAUUUUAGAUUUCCAGAAGAACACGCUUGAAGCUUGUCGCGUGCAAUUGCAGAUUAUUAACAGACCAGAUGGCGCCUAAAAACCCUAAUUAUAUUGUGUGGAUCGACCUGGAGAUGACUGGACUUGAAAUAGAUAAACAUCAUAUACUGGAAAUUGCCUGUGUCGUAACGGAUAAGAAAUUAAAUACCGUUAGCGAGGAACUGAAUAUUGUGAUACACCAGCCAGACGCAGUAUUAGAAAAUAUGAAUGACUGGUGUAAGGUAAAUCACACGAAGUCGGGACUAGUUGAGAGCUCUCGCUCGAGCACAGUAUCGUUGGAAGAAGCUGAGAAGACGGUACUCGACCUUUUAAAGAAACACAUUCAGCAAGGUUCAUGUCCGCUGGCUGGGAGUUCGGUGUAUAUGGAUCGUCUCUUUCUAUACAAAUAUAUGCCAUUAGUUAACAAUUACUUGCACUACAGGAUUAUCGAUGUUAGUACAGUCAAGGAAAUUGCUAGAAGGUGGAAUCCAAGUGUAUAUAAUUCGGUACCAAAAAAGAAACUGCAACAUAGGGCUCUGGAUGACAUAAAGGAAAGCAUUAAUGAACUGAGGCAUUACAAAAAACACUUCUUUAAAUUGCUAUAAUUUGCAUGUGUUCAUUAAAAAUUUAUUCAAGUG
Molecule: messenger RNA, 836 nt
Organism: Vollenhovia emeryi
Lineage: Eukaryota; Metazoa; Arthropoda; Insecta; Hymenoptera; Formicidae
Product: probable oligoribonuclease
Exons: 5
Coding region: 249-803 (184 amino acids)
Cellular component (GO): mitochondrion
Molecular function (GO): nucleic acid binding; 3'-5'-RNA exonuclease activity
Source: RefSeq, a predicted model, not a curated record